Messenger RNA from Rubroshorea leprosula, 2112 nucleotides. The record is from the annotation of a GenBank genome assembly. NCBI's taxonomy places the organism in Eukaryota, Viridiplantae, Streptophyta, Magnoliopsida, Malvales, Dipterocarpaceae.
AUUUGACAUUUUGUUCAGAAAAUUUUGGUGCAUCUUCCCAGUUAGAUAGAACCCACCAAUGUCAUCUAUGUAAAUUUAAACAAUACACAAAACCCUGAUGCAUUCAUGGCUGCUAAGAAGUUUGUCUUUUUGUAGAAAAUCAUUACCCAGUAGAAACUAGUGUGCUUCAGUUGCAGAGGAAGGAGGAAGAAGGGAAUAUAGAUUUUUUUUUUUUUUGAGAAAGAAUACUAAGCUUCCAUAAAGGGAGAAAGGUACAUGUGUAUAGACACAUAUUAGAGAGAAAAGGAAGUAGCUUGGUGAAGAAUGGAGAAUAGUGGGAGUAGCAGCCAAGGCAGCAUGGUGGUGGGCAAUCAGAGGAAGGCAUUUGAAGGAAUCAGAAUAGGGAAUCCCUUCACUUUCAAAGUGGGUCAAGUAUUUACUGGCUUUGGGGUUGGCUGUGGUGUUGGUAUUGGCGUUGGUCGUCCUAUAAAUCUAGGUGCAUUACCGAUGCUGGGUCAGGUCAUGAGUGCAACAAGAGGUGCCACUGAUGCAUUUUCUGGUGUCAGUGGACAUGUAAAUGAUGCUUUGAGGAAGGUGGGGGCAAAGAACAUUGAGGCAGGCAUUGGAUGUGGAGUUGGUUUUGGCCAUGGUUUUGGAAUCGGACUUGCUAUCAAACCUGGGGUGUUGCAUCAAAUUCAGUCUUGUGUUAUGGCAACUGUGACAAACUUGACAAUGAAGUUUGGAUUGGCUCCCAAUUUAUCCACCACUCAAGGUGCCAUUCCAUUAUCUUUGCAAAGUGGCUUGUCCACAAUAAACGAGCCCUCUGUCCUGAGUCCACUGGGAAGAGUUCUGCAGAUGGCACCAAACGUAUCCAAUCACCCAUUUCAAGGGCUAUCUGAAUCCGAGCAGGGAGAUACGGUGACAGGUUCCAGUUGUCAAAAAUUUGCUUCUAUCUCCCCAGUCGAGACAUCUUUUGGACAAACAGAAAACAUUACCAGCAGUUUUUUGCACGAUGCAGUUUUGAAGGAAGACAAUACCAGAGUAAAUGAACUUGCCAGUCGAUUGCGGUCUGAAAACAACAUGCUUCAAAUGGUUUUGAAACACCAGCAAAUAAUUGAGGAGCUUAUGAAGGAGAAUGAGAAACUUAGUCAAAUACUUGUGGAUGACCUGAAAGUACCACCAAGCAAGCUCCCUUCCAGUUACUCGAGCUCAAGUAAAAGUAAAUCCCCAUGUUCAGAAUGCUUUGAGUGCCGAAGGAAACAAAGAAAGAGAUGGUCAUAAGUAUACUUUAGUUUCUUUUCUUUUUUUUGAUCUUUUUCCUUUUUCUCUUCUUCUUCUUCUCUCUUUCUUUCUUUCAUUUUUCCUUCUUUUUUUUUUUUAUUAUUAUUUUUUUCAAUUCUUGCCAUCUCCUUUUACCUCAUUGGGCCAUAAAUCCUGAGUCCAUCCUCCUCAGUGGUGCGCCUAAUGAUCUGACCAAUCUUUUUAAGUCUUUUUCCUGAGGGGUAAACCACCAAAUUUAAGAGCAGGGGAAGAAUGAGGGUAAAAACAUAGAAUUACAUGAUAAACGAUUUCCAGUUCCCUUUUUUCACUUCCUUUAUACUUUCCAGCCAGUAAAAUCCUCAAACAGCAAAGCCUUCAAUGGUAUAACUUGUAUUAGAAUUUACCCAAUAACCUGUAUUCUCCAUUGCUGGUCUCUAUUGUUCACAUGAACCAUGACUGGUUUAUGGCUUGGCUUAGUAAAGUUAUUGAUGUAUCAUUCUGUGGUGUUUAUCUUUCAGCAUUUUCUGUUAAUGAUCUAUUCCCAACUUUCUCAUUAAAAGGUAUCCGACCAUGUUUUCUUGCUUCUUUUUCCAUUUUAUUUAUUAUAGGAUGCAGAUUAGUGAAACUACUUGAACUAGAGUGAUUUGCAGUUAUUUGUGUUGUACUUGCAUAUCCAUGAUUGGUUGGGGGAUAUCUGUACAACUUAAAUCAUAUAUAAUUAUGAUGUUGUAAUGUUACUUUUAUCGUUAAGUAUGAAUUGUGUAAGCUGAUUACAGGAGUUUUGGAAAAGGGUUAAGAUUUGUAAGAAUGUCCUGAAUUCUCUCUAUGUUGUACAUGAGUUUGGUUGUGGGGCAAUGAAUUAGGAUGCCAUGU